AGGAUUUGCCGCCAUUUUUCUAUUUCUCUCAAAUAUCUCGACCACACCCAAACCAUUUUAUGUUCUGAUUUAUUCCCAAUCAACUCCUACGUAUUUAGACAAUCAAUUUGUGUUAAUUCUUGCCAUAUUCCGUGCCGACAUCACUAGUAAGUUUGCCAUUCAGCGAUAAGUUCCAGCGCAGAACAGACAGGCAGACAGGCAACGCUCCUUUUCUUAGUAUUUUGUGUUUGAUUUUGGCGGGAAACAUUUUUGGAGAAUCAUGAGUGGACGCGGGAAAGGAGCUAAGGCGAAAUCAACCAAGUCAGUCACCCGCAGCUCCAGGGCUGGUCUGCAGUUCCCCGUCGGUAGAGUUCAUCGGUAUCUCAAAAAAGGCCAGUAUGCUACACGGAUCGGUGGAGGUGCAGCCGUGUACCUCGCUGCAAUCCUGGAGUAUCUCUCAGCUGAAAUCCUGGAGCUUGCCGGGAAUGCAGCCCGGGACAAUAAGAAAUCCCGAAUAAUCCCGAGACAUCUUCAGUUGGCCAUCCGAAAUGACGAAGAACUAAACAAACUCCUGAAUAAUGUCACUAUCGCAUCGGGUGGUGUGAUGCCCAACAUUCAAACGGUCCUCCUUCCAAAGAAGAGCGGUAAGGCAGCAAAGCAGACUGGACAGAGUAUGGAGUACUAGCUGCCUUGAUCGUCACACUUUCUGCACCCUCUCGGCACCACAUCGGCACCCGCUCGUCACCUCCACAUGUCCUUGCCUCCCCUCGUCACCCCUCGGCACCCCUCGGCACCCAUUCGCCACUUUCUCAUCACCCUCUCGGCACCCUCUCGCCACCCCUCGGCACCCCUCGUCACCCCUCGUCACCCCUCGGCACCCAUUCGCCACUUUCUCAUCACCCUCUCAUCAUCCUCUCGGCACCCUCUCGGCACCCUCUCGGCACCCUUUCGUCACACUUACGCCUUCUUCUCGACACUCACAGGACGCGCUCCUCGAACGCCGAGCAUCUCGUUGUUUCGGUCCGCGGUGCCCCACACCUAUCACUGC
Strongylocentrotus purpuratus (purple sea urchin) is the source of this 1027-nucleotide messenger RNA. RefSeq names its product late histone H2A.2.1. Gene Ontology annotation, cellular component: nucleosome. The record is from RefSeq and is a predicted model, not a curated record. The transcript has 3 exons. Lineage: Eukaryota; Metazoa; Echinodermata; Echinoidea; Camarodonta; Strongylocentrotidae. The coding region runs from base 260 to 664 and encodes 134 amino acids. Gene Ontology annotation, molecular function: structural constituent of chromatin; protein heterodimerization activity; DNA binding.